GCAUUGGAGCUAUUGAUGGAAACCAUGUGCGAGCAUCGGUUACAAAGGAUGUUGAAGCCUCUUUUCGUGGUAGGAAGGGAUUCACCACUCAAAAUGUGAUGGCAGCGGUAGAUUUUGACCUCCGCUUCACAUAUGUGUUGGCUGGUUGGGAGGGGACAGCCCAUGAUGCGACUGUUUUAGCUGAUGCAUUAGCACGUGAGAGAGGGUUACAAGUGCCAGAAGGAAAAUUCUACCUAGUUGAUGCGGGAUAUGGAGCCAAACCCGGUUUCUUGCCACCUUUCCGUGCCGUGAGAUACCAUUUGAACGAGUGGGGCAACAAUCCAGUUCAAAAUGAAAAGGAGUUGUUCAAUUUGAGACACUCAUCACUACGGGUGACGGUAGAGCGAGCUUUCGGAUCUCUCAAGAGGCGAUUCAAAAUUUUAGAUGAUGCCAAACCAUUCUUUCUAUUUCCGGUACAAGUAGACAUUGUCAUAGCUUGUUGCAUCCUUCAUAAUUAUGCACUAUCUCAAGGGACUGAUGAAUUCAUUAUGCCGGAGGUGACGUGGACCACCCAACCAGUUCGAACACAAAGGCAACAAGCAAGUGACCAUAGGGCCACGAUUGACCGUAGGCAACAAAUUGCUACACAAAUGUGGGUGGAUAGGCAGGCCAUGUAUGGAAAUUGAGUAGUAUGGCAUAUUACAUGUCAAAACCAUGUAUCUUUGAGUUUAUGUAAUGGCUCGAUAAUUGUACCAUUUGUUCUGUUGAAACAAUCUAUUACUAUCAUUGUUAUUCUUUUAUGGCUGGAGAGAAUGUUACUUACUAUCAUUGUUAUUCUUUUAUGGCUGGACAGAAAUUGAUUUACUAUAUUUGAUACAUUUUCA
Hordeum vulgare subsp. vulgare (domesticated barley) is the source of this 863-nucleotide messenger RNA. RefSeq names its product putative nuclease HARBI1. Bases 99 to 665 code for a protein of 188 amino acids. The transcript has 2 exons. The record is from RefSeq and is a predicted model, not a curated record. Lineage: Eukaryota; Viridiplantae; Streptophyta; Magnoliopsida; Poales; Poaceae.